Messenger RNA from Amorphotheca resinae ATCC 22711, 639 nucleotides. RefSeq lists its product as hypothetical. Gene Ontology annotation, molecular function: GTPase activity; GTP binding. Gene Ontology annotation, cellular component: Golgi apparatus. NCBI's taxonomy places the organism in Eukaryota, Fungi, Ascomycota, Leotiomycetes, Helotiales, Amorphothecaceae. The record is from RefSeq and is a predicted model, not a curated record. The transcript has 2 exons. Gene Ontology annotation, biological process: intracellular protein transport; Golgi to plasma membrane protein transport; protein localization to organelle. The coding region runs from base 1 to 639 and encodes 212 amino acids.
AUGUAUCAUCUAGCAAAGGGGCUGUAUUUGUACGCAACGAGUAAAGAAGAGUACUCGGUUCUCCUCCUCGGCCUCGACAAUGCCGGAAAGACCACGUUCCACGAGCAGGUCAAAUCGCUCUUUCUUCCUAACAACCCCGCGCCGAAACUAAAGACUGUGCCGACGGUCGGGCAGAAUGUCUCGACGAUUACACUUCCGGACAUGUACCUGAAGAUCUGGGAUGUGGGGGGCCAGCACAGCCUGCGCAAGCUGUGGCAGAGUUACUACAGCUCCUGCCACGCCAUCGUCUUUAUCAUCGAUAGCACGGACAUCGGCGACGGCAAUUUGGAGAACGAUCGCAGUGGCAGGUUAGAGGAGUGCAGGCUGGUGUUGGAGGAUGUCCUGCAACACUCGGAAACCGAGGGUGUGCCAUUGCUAGUUUUGGCAAACAAGCAGGAUAGGGAGGAUUGUGUGGAAGUGGUAAGAAUUAAAGAGGGCCUGGUGAAGAAGGUUUUUGAGGGCGAGAAAGGUGGCAGUAUUAGGGACUCGAGGGUCUUGCCUGUGAGUGCGUUGACGGGGACGGGUGUGACGGAAGCGGUAGAGUGGGUGAGGAGCCGGGUUAAAUGGAAUAAGGAGGGGAGGCCUCCAGUUAUGAGAUGA